Messenger RNA from Colletotrichum phormii, 1942 nucleotides. RefSeq names its product something about silencing, SAS, complex subunit 4-domain-containing protein. The transcript is spliced from 2 exons. Gene Ontology annotation, molecular function: histone acetyltransferase activity. Gene Ontology annotation, cellular component: SAS acetyltransferase complex. Bases 123 to 1850 code for a protein of 575 amino acids. NCBI's taxonomy places the organism in Eukaryota, Fungi, Ascomycota, Sordariomycetes, Glomerellales, Glomerellaceae. The record is from RefSeq and is a predicted model, not a curated record.
AUCGCAAUCGACGACGACGACACCCGACCGUGACUCUGCGACCGAGAGAGACCAAGCGGGAAAAAAAUUCAUCAAUCGUCACCAUCAAUCGCCCUCGCGACGAAUCGACCGGAGAACAAUGAAUGGCUAUUCAAUCGUCGCCAAUGGCCUCCGUUACGCGCUCCACCCGGAGGACCGAUACUGAAGGCCUCGUCCAGCAGCAGCUUCACCCCCAUCCCCUUCACCAUCCCGUCCAGGCCUUCGCCGCUGCCAACACGAACACUGUGACGCGCGCCGCUGCCACCCCCCAAAACAUCUCCAGCUACCAGCACACGCUGUCCGGUCGCACCAAGCGGCAGCUCGACCAGACCGAUCAUAUCGUCGAUUUCGAACACCAGAAACCCAAGCGACCGCGGACGAGCAUCGAAAUCCUCAUUCGCCCUGCCCUGUUACCGAACAAGCCUGCCGUCGCCAACGCGACACCCACGGCAAACGUCACCCCGACUCCGCAUCCGACUACGACCGCGGCCACGAAGCCUCAGGCGGCCGCACCCCUAGCAAAACCCACGCCGAAACCCGCACCGCAACACGUCGCGACGGUGCAUCCUCCGAAUCCAGCCGCUGCUGCUGCGAAUAACAAUGCUGCCCAGUUGACCAAACACCAGGAAAAGGUCAUUAAUGGGAUUAAACACGAGCUGGAUCGCCUGCAGCCCCGCGAGGCCGAUACCCACACAAAGGAGGGGGGCCGCAAACUGCGCUCUCAAGAGGCCACUCGUUUCAGGAGCGAGCUGUCUGCGUAUUUUCCCGAGUAUGACGAGGUCAUUGGAAAUGAACCCAAAGAACAGCAGCUUUUCACCCUCGAUACCCCGAUAGUCAUUUUUGACUCGAACCCCACACGCCACCAUCCAGUCCCGUGGCACCGAAGUCUAGGCGCGACGCCAGAUCCCAGUGUAGUACUCGAUGGCUCAGCAAACUCGCAUGCCAGGCACAAGGUUCCCGUGCGUGGCUACGGCGAUGCUCUAUUUGACGAGCUUGUCGAUGCCCAGCGGAUAGACUUUGAUUUCUUGGGCAUUUCGCACAAGCGCGAGCCUGUAGAAGAUCCUCUUCCCGACGUAUCCUUUAUAUCGUCCCACAAGAGGGCGGAAAGGCUGGAAAAGUCCAUCCGUAAUACCGAACGGGGACGGGCCCAGCAUGAAAAAGACCAGAUUGCACGCCUCCUGGACGGUCUCCAGGGUCACGACUGGCUGCGAGUCAUGGGUGUUAGUGGUAUAACAGAGACAAGAAAAAAGCAGUUCGAGCCAGCGCGGCAGCACUUUGUCAAAGGCUGCCAAGCCAUCCUCGACAAGUUCCGCCAGUGGAGCUUGGAGGAAAAGCGUCGCAAGGCUGAGAAGGACCGCGCUCUCGCCGAGAAGGCAGAAGCAGAAGAGUCAUCAAGCGGAGAUGAGAAUUCAUCCGCGGAAUCCGAAAGCAGCGAGGACGACGUCGAAGGAGAUGACGAGACUGGCGAUAUUAGUGACGGUGAUCCACCAGGGUCCGACGACGACGAUGAUUCUGUGACCAAACAGCUUCGCGAAGAGGCUACGUCAAGAGGGUCGAAGAACAGCAAGAAACGUCCACGUGCGACACCACAGCCACGGCCUCCUCCAAAACCUGAACCCCCAAGGGAAUUCAAGUCCUUCUUCAAGAAGAGAUACGAGCGUGAGAGCGCUUUGCACCGGCACAGGCGUGCCGGCCGCAAGGUGGUGGCAUGGGGACACCCGUUACCAGAGAUACCCGAGAUCGACUUUGAUCUCCCUGAAGAGUUGCGUGACGAGGAGACGCUGAGGGUGCAUGCGAGGAAAAGGCGCCGUGAUCGCCGCGGCCGAACCUGAUCAGAGGUGUUCGGCUGCAGGACUGGGCCAUGGUUGUGUAAUACCUGGUGUGCCGUGUCUGCUUCUUCUCUUGCAUCGGGGUGGCGCGAUGU